UAAUUUGUUGGUUUCGUGCAUUUGGCUAAAAGCUUUGACAAUUCUAUUCAAACUCAAACGCAAUUAUCAGAUUCUCCGUGUAAUUUAUACACAAAAAGGGCUGUAUGUAAGCAUUGCUGCAAUGAUUUGCUCAGUAUCCACCGGGAAGUCCCGCUCGAGCUGGCUGGACCGGCUGCGAACAGCCAAGGGCUUUCCAGAGAACGGCGUCACCGAUCUCGAAAUGUUCCUCCAAAACCCUAGUUCUCCGAUUGCUGAGAGGCCGGGGUCCGUAGCAAAUUCUGACCCAAUUUGCUGUUCGACUCGGGAUGAGGAUAAACAGUUCUUCAAUAUAAUGAGCGAUGUUCUCAACGAGCUAUUCAAUUUUGGAGAUAAAUGCGGGAAUUCCACAAAACUCAAAACGUCUGCUCGCAAACAGAUAAACCCCAGAAUCUGUGUAUUUUCGAAUAAUGGGAGUCGUGAGAUCAACAAUGCAGCUGCGGAGAAGCCGACGCUGUUGAGGAGUGGCGAUAGCAAUAGUGGAGUGGAGGGAGUGAGAGAGCUGGAUAAAUGGGAAAAUGAUGGGGAGGGUGUUGAGAGGGAUGGGAAUUUGACUGGGUUUUCACGGACAGAGGUAAUGGUUAUUGACACGAGCUAUGAGUCGUGGAAAUUCGAGAAGCUGUUGUACAGGAAGAAAAAUGUGUGGAAAGUGAGGGAUAAGAAAGGGAAGAGUGUGAUUAUGAGGAGUAAAAAGAAGAGAAAAGUGAGUAGGAGCGUGGAGGAGGAUCAACAUGGGGGAAAGAAGUUGAAGGUUGAUAAGAAGGAAGGGAGCACAGAGGGCUGUGAGUUGCCGCUGAAUGAAGUAUAUCAUCAGAUCAAUAAAUCAGAAGUUCUUGGCAAGGGUUCAAGCAAAGUUGGUGGGACUCUUGAAAAGAAGCAAGAAGACUUGAAGUCAGGAAAUGGAAGCUCAUCUGUUAUUCUUAUUAAGAGCAUUCAUACUGGUAGGAAAAAUGGUCUGAAAUCAAAACAAAAGAAAACUUGAGGAGGAUCCCAUUUGGAGGUUCCACAGUGGAACAAGAUGUCUUCUAAGCUGCAAACAACUAUAUAUCUUCUUUGUCGAGGUGAUAUUGUCCUGUGAAGAUCAUUAUUGACUCUUCUGGGUGAUGAUACCUAUAACGCUUAGCUGAUUAAGCAAUUUUUUUCUGCUGUGUCCAAUUUGCUAUAUCGCCGUCAUGCCUCCUUUGCAGUGGUUGUCCACUGGUUUUAGGCAUAUUAAAAUCUGAUGCCUAUUGCUUUGUGCAUAUAAGACAAAUUGUAACUAUGCAAUUCUUGGUGAUAGACAUCACGGUUUAUAUGCAGACCGCCGUCUGUUUUAUUGAGCCUGAAAUGAUUAAUUACUUAUGUGAGAAAUCGAUCCAUGGUUUCAUGGAAUUUUUCCUUGCAGAGUUUUGCAUUUUAUUUAAUUGCUGCAGUUUAUGUUGGUGGGACUA
This is a messenger RNA of Sesamum indicum (sesame), 1466 nucleotides long. RefSeq lists its product as uncharacterized. The record is from RefSeq and is a predicted model, not a curated record. NCBI's taxonomy places the organism in Eukaryota, Viridiplantae, Streptophyta, Magnoliopsida, Lamiales, Pedaliaceae.